AGACAUCAAGAAGCAACGAGCGGACAUUGACGUUACUGAGAUUUUUUAACGAAGGCGCAGACGACGUGAGAGAGGACGCAAGAAAACACGUUACGGAAACGUGACUGGGAUAAAGUUGCAUAAUGGCGGGAUCUGACCAAUCAGAGCGCUCCGUUCCUCCCCACGCGUCCCCGUGGGCGGACAUGUUGACACCGACAGGACGUCACGCGUGGCCGACGACUUCAGCAGUGUCAACGCAAGAGGGCGCCUUUUUGUUGUUUGUGUGCGCGAGGGAACCCCACCUGUGAUAAACCAGCAGAACGACAUGGUGGUCAACUCCAUCCACUGGUUCCGGAAGGGACUGCGGCUACACGACAACCCGUCCCUGAGGGACUCCAUCCGCGGAGCCGACACCCUGCGCUGCAUCUACAUCCUGGACCCCUGGUUCGCAGGCUCCUCCAACGUGGGCAUCAACAGGUGGAGGUUUUUGCUGCAUUCUUUAGAGGACUUGGAUGCCAGCUUGCGCAAACUCAACUCCCGCUUGUUUGUCAUAAGAGGCCAGCCUACGGAUGUCUUCCCUCGUCUGUUUAAGGAAUGGCAGAUCACGCAUUUAUCUUAUGAAUAUGACUCUGAGCCUUUUGGCAAGGAACGCGAUGCCACCAUCCAAAAGCUAGCCAACAAGGCUGCGGUGGAGGUUAUGGUGCAGAUUUCACACACCCUCUACGAUCUGGACAAGAUCAUAGAACUUAACGGUGGUCAGACUCCUCGCACCUACAAGAGCUUUGAGGAUCUCAUCAACUGCAUGGGUCCUGUGGAUGUGCCUGCAGAGACGAUCACAUCUGAGGUCAUUAAAAAAUGUGCCAUGCCCAUUGGAGCAGACCAUGAUGUCAAGUUUGGGGUGCCCUCUCUGGAAGAGCUUGGAUUUGAGACAGAGGGCCUGACCGCAGCAGUGUGGCCAGGUGGAGAAACAGAAGCUCUCAUGAGACUAGAGCGGCAUCUGGAGAGGAAGGCAUGGGUGGCAAACUCUGAGUAUCCACGUAUCAAUGCAAACUCCCUGCUGGCCAGUCCCACAGGGCUCAGCCCCUACCUGCGCUUUGGUUGUCUCUCCUGUCGGCUAUUCUACUUUAAACUCACAGAUCUUUAUAGGAAGGAGAAAGAGAACAGCAAGCCACCUCUUUGCUUUUAUGGGCAACUGUUGUUGAGGGAGUUCUUCUAUACAACUGCCACCAACAACCCCUGCUUUGACAAGAUGGAGGGAAACCCUGCGUGUGUCCAGAUCCCUUGGGACAGAAAUCCAGAGGCGCUGGCCAAGUGGGCAGAGGGACGGACGGGCUUUCCCUGGAUAGAUGCUAUUAUGACCCAGCUAAGGCAGGAGGGGUGGAUCCAUCAUUUGGCAUGGCGUGCAGUGGCCUGCUUCCUCACAAGGGGAGACCUGUGGAUCAGCUGGGAGGAAGGCAUGAAGGUCUUUGAGGAGUUGCUGUUGGAUGCAGAUUGGAGUGUCAACGCUGGCAGCUGGAUGUGGUUCUCGUGCAGUUCAUUUUUUCAGCAAUUUUUUCGCUGUUACUGCCCUGUGGGAUUAGGACGACGCACAGACCCCAACGUCGAAUACAUACGGCGUUACUUGCCCAUAUUGAGAGGCUUUCCAGCCAAAUACAUCUACGACCCCUGGAACGCCCCAGAGGAAGUGCAGAAAGCAGCCAAGUGUAUCAUAGGAGAGCACUACCCCAAGCCCAUGGUGAACCAUGCUGAAGCCAGCCGCAUCAACAUUGAGCGGAUGAAGCAAAUUUACCAGCAGCCUUCCUGCUAUAGUGGACUGGGCCUUCUGGCAACAGUACCUGCCAAUCCACACAAUGGUGUAAGAAGCAGUAACACUGGGACCAGUCGAGGUCCGGGAGGGUCCGAUGAACAACUGUACAAUUUGGAGGGAACAUCUCGAACAGGAAGAGGACAGUGGACACAGAAGCGCCGCAGUGAAGAGGCUCCAUCUGGGAGCAUCUCUAAAUCCUGGAGGCAGAGUAAAUAGACAAUAGGCAAGAGAUGGUAUACAAAGGGCCCCUCUGUCUGUAUGCUCUGGUAGCAUUCGCUCCUGCUGUGCCCUUAGUUAACACAGUAACUGUAGCUAACAACCACGAAGGAGAACAAGGGGCGGGUGUUUGAUGGAGCUGGUUUGUCUGAAGGACUCAUUAUAGUUGAUAGCAUUUGUUAUCUUUGAAGAUCAUCACAUGUUGGAGUGGACAAUCAGAUACAGUAAAACGCAUCACACAUCUCAGGAAAAGAGGAGGGAACUUAGAGAAAUUAGUCAUAUUUGGCGGAAAGUUUGAAGUUUCGACAUGAGUGUGUUGUGAGGUCAGCUGUUAGUGGAACACCUGGGAAACAGUCAUUUUCCCAUCACUCAAAAGAUCUUUUUUUUUUUGCCCAUGAAAAUGACUUAAAUAUUUUCCUAUUUUGCUUUACCUAAGAAAAAACUAUGAGACUUUCUACCAGAGCUCCCCAAAAUGGAUAGCACCACCAUUUAAAAUAGUUAUUCAGGUUAUAUUUGUAUAAAUGCAGCCAUAGUAGUCAUGACACAUGGCAGCACACGCAGGUUAGAAAACAACUUAAUUUGCUGAAAAUCUGAAUGUAAGAUACAUUAUCCUUCGAGGUCAAACAUUAGUCACUGCUGGCUGAUCAUGAUGUGGUGAUAUAAGUGUUAAGUUGCUAAUAUUGACACGCUUAAGGUUUUGACUCUAGCUAGUGCCCCUCGGGUUAAUAAUGCUGUCUGACGGGUUUUUGACUCUAUGAGAGUCACCGGCUAAAUACUGGCAAACAAACCCUUUAAAUUGUUUGUGUUACCAUUGUAAAAUGGAAAGCCUUCACAUGAAAUCAUAAACUUCUGUUCAUUGUCAGUGACAGUUAAAUUUUAACCAAACUGAUAAUGAUAAAUUUAGGUGUGUUAAAGUUCAGUUUAGGUUUUUUGUCAGUAAUAAUUCUAGUUGAAUCAUAAAUCAUUUUCAUUAAACUUAGUAAUAUUUUUCCCCUGGUCCUCCAGUGUCUCUUCCUCCAAGUGGCUCUAUAGCCCCUUUUCCUCCGGGCAAAAAACCCACUAACAUCUGGCUUCUGCCUGCGGUGGGAAUACAUUCAAGCAACAUUUACUCCUGGGUCAAAUCACGAAGGAGGGGGACCCAGUUUGAGAACCACUGCACUUAAUCAUGUUUGACCUCCACACCUCUUUGUAAAAAUGUCAAGAUCUGAAACCAUUUUGAUCAAUGGAAAUCAAAAGGUCGGUUAAGUAGAGCUGACAUCUGCGUCCUUUGUUUGCACACCGACAUUAGGAUGAAACUAAUAUUGUACAUUUUAUACCUUGGACAAACAAAAAUAUGAUUCAAAUCUAGAGUAUCUGUCACACCGUCGUGAAUGUACAUUAUGUAAUUUCGUUCAAAUAUUGAGGAUACAUAGGUUUGUUGUACAGCGGCUGAGACAAUUAGAAGCACGACGGUCAGGCUUGGUAACACAAGCCUCACAAAGCCGUCACAUAUUUUGUAACUAAUAAUUGCUUUUGUAUAUUUGGUCAUGGGAAAUAAUGUGUCACCAAAACUCAAAGGUCCUACCGUGAAUGCAUUUGCUUUUGUCUCCCAUGUGAUGGUAAAUCUAUUAUGUUUCUAUAAAUACUCAACCAAUUCUAACUCUGUUGAUAUAACAAUACAAGACGCAAACUCAGCUGUAUCUUUUUUGCCUUUUUGCACUGUGAAAUCAAAUGUUAUUCCAGUAACUCUGAACAGAAUUUUAGAAAACUUUCAUGAAUUUAGUUUCUUGGCAAAUUUUACAAAUUAAAUAGUUUGUGUGUUGUUAAACAUUUUGAAAGGAACAGUACCUCAGGGUCUCUCACUGCCACUCAACAGGUUGGGAUGGUACCUCCCAAUUACAAGGAGACGUUACAUCUUAAUUAUUCUCAGUUGCUGAUAAAGUUUUUCCAUAUCAUUGAAUAUUAUGUCACCGCUCAUAUAUUAUGCCAAGUGGAAAAACAAAUGGAUUCAAUAACAUGACGAGCCAAAAUAUCUGAUGUCCCAGAGGUUUAUUAUAAUAUCACAGAUCAGUGUCGCAUUAUAACAUGAAAUGUAAUAAAAAGGUAUUUUUCCACAUAAGAUAGUUUCACAUUGUUACAUUUGAACUUAUUUUAUAAUGGAAAAUGCUUCACUUUUGAUGUGAAAACCUCCUAUGUUGGU
Messenger RNA from Paralichthys olivaceus (Japanese flounder), 4181 nucleotides. The record is from RefSeq and is a predicted model, not a curated record. NCBI's taxonomy places the organism in Eukaryota, Metazoa, Chordata, Actinopteri, Pleuronectiformes, Paralichthyidae.